Molecule: messenger RNA, 5268 nt
Organism: Chrysochloris asiatica (Cape golden mole)
Lineage: Eukaryota; Metazoa; Chordata; Mammalia; Afrosoricida; Chrysochloridae
Gene: LAMB4
Product: laminin, beta 4
Exons: 33
Coding region: 1-5268 (1755 amino acids)
Source: RefSeq, a predicted model, not a curated record
AUGCAAUUUCAACUGACCCUUUUUUUGCACCUUGUGUUGCUCAGUUACUCAAAAGCUCAAGAUGAAUGCAACAGAGGUGCCUGUCAUCCCACAACUGGUAACCUCCUAGUGGGCCGUGGUUCUCAGCUAACAGCUUCUUCCACCUGCGGGCUGAGAGGAACCCAGAAAUACUGCAUCCUCAGCUACCUGGAGAAGGAACAAAAAUGCUUUGUCUGUGACUCCAGAUUUCCAUAUGAUCGGUACACCCAACCCAACAGCCACACCAUUGAAAAUGUCAUUACCAGUUUUGAGCCAGAACGAGAAAAGAAAUGGUGGCAAUCUGAAAACGGUCUUGAUCGUGUCAGCAUAAGACUGGAUCUAGAGGCAUUAUUUCAGUUCAGUCAUCUUAUAAUGACCUUUAAGACUUUUCGGCCUGCUGCAAUGUUAGUUGAACGUUCCACAGACCACGGACACACCUGGAAAGUUCUAAGAUAUUUUGCAAGAGACUGUGCUACUUCCUUUCCCAACAGCACAUCUGGCCAAGCCCAGGAAGUGGGAGAUCUUGUUUGUGACUCCAAAUAUUCAGACAUCGAACCGUCAACUGGUGGUGAGGUUGUUUUAAAGGUUUUGGAUCCCAGUUUUGAAAUAGAAAACCCUUACAGUCCUUACAUCCAGGACCUUGUGACACUAACAAACCUGAGGAUAAACUUUACCAAACUCCAUACCCUUGGGGAUACUUUGCUUGGAAGGAGGCAAAAUGAGUCCCUUGAGAAAUACUACUAUGCUUUGUAUGAGAUGGUUGUUCGGGGAAGCUGUUUUUGCAAUGGCCAUGCCAGUGAAUGUGUCCCAGUGCAGAAGGUGCGGGGAGAUGUUUUCAGCCCUCCUGGAAUGGUUCACGGUCAGUGUGUCUGCCGGCACAAUACGGAUGGCCCGAACUGUGAGAGAUGCAAAGACUUCUUCCACGAUGUUCCUUGGAGGCCAGCUGAAGGCACCCAGGACAGCACUUGCAGGCCGUGUAACUGUAAUGGCCACUCUGAGCUCUGUCACUUCGACAUGACCGCGUACCUGGAGAGCGGGGGCCGCAGUGGGGGCGUGUGUGACGACUGCAGGCACCACACGGAGGGACAGCACUGCGAACGCUGCAGACCUCUUUUCUACAGGGACGCCCUCAAGUCCCUCUCGGAUCCUUAUGCGUGCAUUCCUUGUGAGUGUGACCCUGAUGGAACCUUAUCUGGUGGCAUUUGUGUGAGCCACUCAGAUCCUGCUUUGGGGUCUGUGGCUGGCCAGUGCCUAUGUAAGGAGAACGUGGAAGGAGCCAAGUGUGACCAGUGCAAGCCCAACCACUAUGGACUGAGUGCCAAUGAUCCCCUCGGCUGCCAACCCUGCAACUGUAACCCCCUUGGGAGUCUGCCAUUCUCAGCCUGUGAUGUGGACACAGGCCAAUGCUUGUGUGGGCCAUUUGCCACCGGGCCGCACUGUGAAGAAUGCACUGUAGGAUACUGGGGACUGAGACGUCAUCUCCAGGGGUGUUCUCCAUGUGAUUGUGACAUUGGAGGCGCUUAUUCUAACGUAUGCUCCCCUGAGGAUGGGCAGUGUGAAUGUCGCCCCCACAUCUCUGGCCGCAGCUGCACAGAACCAGCUCCUGGCUACUUCUUUGUGCCUUUGAAUUUCUACCUCUAUGAGGCGGAGGAUGCCAUACCAUUGCAGGGACUCGCGCCUUUGGGCUCAAUGACUUUUGGCCAGGUGCCUGCUGUUCACUUUGUUCUCCGUGAGCCGGUUCCCGGGAAGCCUGGUACUUGGACUGGGCCUGGAUUUGCCAGCGUUCUCUCUGGGGCUGGUUUAAGAUUCGCUGUCAGCAACAUUCCCUUCCCCAUGGACUUCACAAUCGCCAUUCGCUAUGAAACUCAGUCCACAGCUGACUGGGCUGCCCAGGUUGUGGUUACCCCCCCUGGAGGACGGGAGCACUGCACACACAAGACCCCACAGCUCAAGCCUCCGUCUUUUGCUUUACCAGCAGCUGCAAGAAUCGUGCUGCUUCCCACACCCAUCUGUUUAGAACCAGAUGUACAAUAUUCCAUAGAUGUCUAUUUUUCUCAGCCGUUGAAAGGAGAGUCCCACGCUCAUUCACACAUCCUGGUUGACUCUCUUGGUCUUAUUCCUCAAAUCAAUUCUUUGGAGAAUUUCUGCAGCAAGCAGGACUUAGAUGAGUACCAGCUGUAUAACUGUGCUGAAAUUGCCUCUGAAAUGGGACCUCGAGUGCUCCCUGAUGUAUGUGAGAGACUUAUAGUCAGCAUGUCUGCCAAGUUACACAAUGGGGCCGUGGCUUGCAAGUGUCAUCCUCAGGGUUCCAUGGGGGCCAGCUGCAGCCCACUGGGAGGCCAGUGCCAAUGUAGACCUGCUGUGGAGGGGCGCUGCUGUGACAGGUGCUCUGCAGGAAGUUACGGCCUGGACCAUCAUGGAUGUCACUCAUGUGACUGCCACCCUCAAGGCUCAAAGAACUCUCUAUGUGACCAAAUCACUGGACAAUGCUCCUGCCACAGAGCGAUGGCAGGCCCCCGCUGUGACCAAUGCAUGGCUGGCUAUUUUGGAUUUCCCAACUGCCGUCCUUGCCCUUGUAAUGGAUUUGCUGAGCUUUGUGACCCACAGACAGGGUCAUGCUUCAAUUGCAGAGACUUUACAACUGGACAAAACUGUGAAAGGUGCAUCGAUGGUUACCAUGGAAACCCUUCUUCAGGACAACCCUGUCAUCCUUGCCUGUGUCCAGAUGCUCCCUCAAGCAAUCAGUAUUUUGCGCAGUCCUGUUAUCAGAAUCCUUGGAGCCCAGAUGUAAUCUGUAACUGUCUUCCUGGUUAUACAGGUCUUCAGUGUGGAGAAUGCUCUGCAGGCUUCUAUGGAAAUCCGAGAAUUUCAGGAGCAGCUUGCCGGCCAUGUGCCUGCAAUAACAACAUCGAUGUAACCGACCCAGAGGCCUGCAAUCGGGCCACAGGGGAGUGCCUGAGAUGUCUGCACAACACUCAAGGCCCCAGCUGCGAACUCUGCAAACCAGGUCACUUCGGAUCAGCCCUCAAUCAGACCUGCAAGAGCUGCUCCUGCAACCCUUCUGGUGUGAAUCCCACUGAAUGUCCCUCUGGUCAGGGGCCCUGUGUCUGUGACCCCACCACUGGCUCAUGCUCAUGUCUACCGAAUGUUGCUGGUCGGGCCUGUGACCGCUGCGCUGAUGGAUAUUGGAAUCUGGUCCCUGGCAGAGGAUGUCAGUUAUGCAACUGUGACCCCCAUACUUCUCAAAGUAGCCACUGUGACCAGUUUACAGGCCAGUGUCCGUGUAAAUUAGGCUAUGGUGGGAAACAGUGUAAUGAGUGCAAAGAAAAUCAUUAUGGCAGCCCACCAGGACCAUGCAUCCCAUGUGACUGCAACAGGGAAGGUACCCAGAUGCCCUCCUGUGACCGGGACACGGGGAUGUGCCGCUGCCGGCAGGGCAUUGGUGGCCAACGAUGUGAUCGCUGUGUCCGGGGUCAUGGCCAGGAAUUCCCUGCUUGUCUUCGCUGUCAUUUGUGCUUUGAUCAAUGGGACCACACCAUCUCUUCCCUCUCCAAAUCUGUGCAAGGGUUAAUGAGGCUGACUGUUAACAUAGAAGAUAAAAGAGGGAUCCUGCCAAUGUGUGAGGACAACAUCAAAGGUCUCAGAGAGAACACGUCGGAAAUACAAAGGAUUUUGAAACAUUCUGUUUUCUCAUCUGGGGAAUUCUUAAGAGUCAAGGAUUAUCAGGACUCUGUUUGGAAACAACUCAUACAGCUAAAUGAGCAACUGAAAGCAAUGCAUGAAAUUCAAGAUGUGAACAAGACAAUAGUAAGGCUGGAGAAUGAAGCGGACCUCUUACUUGAAGAGCUUCAGGAGAAAACAAAUUUACACUCCACAGUCCAUAAUGCAAGUAUUAUUGAUUCCUCAAAGAACAUCAAGAAGUAUUAUCAGAUGUCAUCAUCUGCUGAAAAGGAAACGAAUGAUACUUCAUCUGUCAUAAAUAAUUCUGAAAGCAUCAGAAAUGACUUACUUGCCAUCUUAGAGACAGUAACCUCAACAGGAAACAGGUCUUUGGAAAAAUUAAAGCAAAUUAAGAUACCAGAUAUCCAAACAUUGAAUGAAAAGGUGUGUGGAGAGCCGGGGCACCUUCCCUGUGAGCUAGCUCCCUGUGGUGGUGCUCUCUGCAAGGACUCUGAAGGGCACAGACAAUGUGGUGGCCCCAGCUGCCUUGGCUCCCUGACCCUCUCUUGGAAUGCCCUCCAGAAAGCCCAGGAAACAGAAACCGAGAUUCAUAAUUUGGACAGCCAGCUUCAAGGGUUGAAGGACCAGAUCAAAAAUUUAAGUAAACUGGCAGAAAUUUCCACAGCCGUUGCCUUACAGGUCACCGAAAAACUGGAGAAUAUAAAAAAUCAAAGUGAAUCUGAGAAAGACAAAAUCACUCUUUUAAUCAAAAAAGUGAAAAGCUUUUUAUUAGAGGAAAACGUGCCACCAGAGGACAUUGAGAAAGUUGUGAAGCGUGUACUUGAUAUCCACCUAUUAAUAACAUCACACAAUCUAACCCAGGAGCUUGUGCGACUCUGUGAGGACUACAGCAAAGACGAAAACAAGCUAAAUAAAACAGCAGGUAGAACUCAGAAGCUUUCAGUAAAGGCAAAAGCAGCUGAGAAUGCAGCAAAUACACUAUUAAAUCUUGACAAAAUGUUGAAUACGUUGCAACAAGUUCAAAUCAUUCAAGGACGGGCAAAUUCUACCAUCACCCAGCUGACCACUGAGAUAACACAAAUGGAAAAGAACGUACUGCAGGUUGAAAAUAGAGCCACAAAGGCUAAGAAUGAGCUGGACUUGGCACAGCAGCAGUCGGAGCUGAAAGAUGGACUUGACCUUCUGAGGAGCAAGUCACAAAGGAAUCAAGACCAAGCUGCCAGUGCGAAAGCUCAGGCUGAAUCCGCUCAACGCCAGGCGGGGGACAUGAAGAAGGUGUUUCUUGAGCUAAAAAACCAAUAUGCUAAUCUUCAACAUAAGACGAGCUCUAUAGGACUGACAAAGGAAACACUGGGGAAACUGAAACAGCUCAAAGAUGCUGCAGAAAAAUUGGCAGGAGAUACAGAGGACAAGAUGAGACGAAUAACAGAUUUAGAAAAGAAGAUUCAAGACUUGAAUCUAAGCAAACAAGAAAAAGCUGAUCAACUGAAACAUUUGGAAGAUCAAGUAAUUGCCAUUAAAAAUGAAAUUAUUGAGCGAGAAAAUAAAUAUGCUACCUGCUAUAGUUAG